GUGUAGGUCAAUGUGUUUGUGAGUCUAUGUAUGUGUGUGUGUGAGUCCGUGUGUGUCUGUACGUCGAUAUGUGCGUGUGUAAGUUCAUGUGUGUGCGUAAGUCGAUGUGUUUGAGUGUGUACGUCGAUGUGUGUAAGUCCAUGUGUGUGUAAGUCUGUGUGUGUGUCAGUCUACGUGUGUGUGUCAGUAUAUGUGUGUGAGUCGCUGUAUGUGUGUACGUCGAUAUGUCUGCAUGUAAGUGUGUGUGUGUGGCUCUAUGUGCGUGUGUGAGUCGAUGUGUGUGUAAAUUGAUGUGUGUAUGUUCGUCGAUGUGUGUGUAUGUAGGUCGAUGUGUGUGUGGGUCAAUGUGUGUGCGUGUAAGUCGAUAUGUGUGUGUGUGUGUGUUUUUUUUACGCCCGGGCAACGCCGGGUACUUCCCGCUCGUAUGCUAUCUAAGUCUAUAUAAAUGUAUAAACGCUUGCCAACGUGGAACUUCCGCGGAUUUCUUUUUGUUCGUCAUUGGUGAUAAAGUCGGGGGCUGAGUGAGUGGGAGGGAGAUAGAAGAUGGCUUAGAUGAGGAGUCGGAAAUCUGCGGUUCCAGAACCGCAUGAGGCUCUUUAAGGAUUGCUUCGUGACCGAUAAUUCACACGCAUUGCGGCUCUUGAAAUAUCGAUCGUUAUUUUUUUGUUUACAGAAUUCGAUAAAAAAAAAGUCUCUUUUUUAUUUUGGUUGCCGAUCCCUGGCCAACUCGGAACUUCCGCGGAUGUUUAAGAGCUGCCGUGGAUUUCUUUUUGUUCGUCAUGGUGAUAAAGUGGGAGGUUGCUGAGUGGGAGGGAGUGGAGUAUAUAUAAAUAUAUAACGCCGUGUGCUGGUGAGGAGAGAGAGAGCGAGAGCGAGGGAGCCGAGGAGAAGGGAGAGAGAUCGGAUCGCUGUUCACUCCGCCGUGGUGCUGAUCGGCUCAGCUUCAUAUAAAUCACGCGCGCGCACACACAGACAGACCCGCGUUAUUGUGUAAACGUUCGUUCGCUGUCCUCACUCGAGCCGCUGUGGUCGUACGUCAGAGGUAAGGAGGAGUUAGGGAAGCUCACGGACGGAAGGUAUUCUGAAGGAACACAACGGAAACGGAUACAUGUGAUAGGCAGGCGAGCGGUGAUGAUUAAUAAUAAUAAUCCUCAUAAUAAAACAUUUAUAGUCUAGAAUAACAUGCAGCUGUCUUGCAGGCGAGAGCUGGGAUUAUAAGGGAAAUCCACGACAGAUAUAGCAUGCAGAUUAAGAAUACGUUUGCGACGGUACAGUGCUUGUGAAUACAUUACGAAUCGUCAGCGCAUUAGACGUACGAAUGAAUAAACGGUAGAGAAAUAUUUUAUGGGAAUUAAUUAUAUAUUUUAUUUUAAUAAUACAUUAUUUAAAAAAAAAAAAACCUCGUACUGUUUAGAGCACAAUGAAGUUUAUAAGCGGAGGCGAUAGCUGGGAUUAUAGCUGAACGAGAGAGGCAGUAAGCACGCAGAUUUACAACGCGUUGGUGUAGCCUACGACGCAGCAGCAGACUCUUUUCGCUGUGCGCAUAUUGGCAAUCAUCGAACGAGCGAAAUGAAUGAAUGAAUGAGCGCGAGAGGAACGACACGGGUGACGAGACGAGAAGACGUUGCGGCAACCGAAGCAGGAAGAAUAUUAAUCAUAUAUCGUGUGAAGAGCGUACCGGAUUGCGAAUGUCACCAGCAUUGAAUGGACGUGCGCAUGAAUGAUUGAGUUGCAUGAGCGCCUAGAGGAACGAACGGGGCAAGACGAGACAUCGGCAACCCGGGACUGGGAGAAUAUUCCAAAGCGUCCUUCGACGACGAAGAGUGUGAGCGAGAGAGGAGAGGCAUGGAGGAAGAACUCAAGUGCCCCGUGUGCCAGGCGCUGUUCAGCGACCCGGUGAUCCUUCCCUGCUCGCACAGCCUGUGCCAAGACUGCGCCUCCACGUGUGCCGCCACGCCGAGCCCAGACUGCGAGACACCUCCUCCUCUACUACCGCCACAGCAUAAUCCUCCUCCUCUUCCUCAACAUCAGCAUCAUCAUCAACAGCAGCAGCAUCAUCAGCAUCAUCAACAGCAUCAGCAGCAGCUGCAACAGCAUCAGCAGCAGCUGCAACAACAGCAGCAGCAGCAGCAGCGAAGGGCGUCUUGCCCCGACUACGAGGCAGCUGGUCUCGACGCGGAUCAGCUGAGCCUCUACAGCGAAGCGGACAGCGGCUACUACGGCUCCUUCCUCGGCAACCCGACGGGAGGCUCCCCGGGUCCCCUGCGCUCCACCCCUCUGAGCCGCCGCCACACGCUCCUGCUGCUGCCCGCGCUCGCGUGCCCGCGGUGCAGCAGGGUCGCGCAUCUGGACGAGAGAGGAGUGCAAGGACUACCCCGCAACAGGGUGCUAGCGGCGGUCGUGCGCAGAUUCCGAUUGCGGGAGCGGCAAGAGAAGGAGGAGAAUGAUGAUGAUGAUGUUGUUGUUGAGGAUGUCGACGAGGAAGUAGCCAACGUAAUCGCUGGUGGUGGUGCCGCUGCCGGGGAUGAUUCUUCUGCAGUCUGCGAGCUUUGCGAUGGCGAUAGCCCCCAGGCUGCGAGCGUGCUCUGUGAACAGUGCCAGGUGGCGUACUGCGACGCCUGCCGCAAGAGAUGCCACCCGGCACGCGGGCCCCUCGCUCGCCAUCGACUGCUGCCCGCCGCGGGCAGAAGCCGGGACGCGGCUGCCGAAAAGUCGGCGGCGUGGAAGCAGAGGGCCCACGAUGGUGACGGCGAUGAGACGCAGGAGGAGGGAGCAGCCGCUCAGGAGGUUCCGCCGUGCUCCGGCCUCGUGGCGUCGCGUCGCGAGUUGCUCGCCGGCCGCCUCUCGCCGGCCGUCUGGCAGCAGCAGCAGCAGCAACAGCAACAGCGGCAGCGGCGGCAAUGGCGGCGACGGCUUCACGAGGGGCUGCCGGAUCGGCCGCAGUCCGUCGACCUGGCGGCACUGCGCUCCGGUGGCCCCGGCGGCGGCGACGACGGUGGCGGCACCGUUGGAGGAGGAGGAGGAAGAGGAGGAGGCAUCGUGAGCGCGACCGUGAGCGCGUGCGACGAGCACGAGCUGGAGCACCACAGCAUGUUCUGCGUGACGUGCGCCCGCCCCGUGUGCUACCAGUGCCUGGAGGAGGGCAGCCACUCGCGGCACACCGUGCGGGCCCUCGGGGCCAUGUGGCUUCAGCACAAGAGUCAGCUAUCGCUCGCGCUGGCCGGCUUGGCGGACAGGGCCACGCAAGCCCACGCCUUCGUCCAGGGCCUCAAGGACGUGCUGCAGAGUGUGCAGGAGAACAGCGUGGAGCUGGAGGCUUGCCUGGUGGCGCAAGUGGACGCGCUGAUGGACGCGCUGCAACACCGCAAGACACAGCUGCUGGCGCGGGUGGCACAGGAGAGGGACCACCAGCUUCAGGCGGUGCACGACGAGGUGGUGCGCUACGACGCGAGGCUCCACAAGACCGUGGGGCUGCUCGAGUUCUGCCGGGAGGUGAUGCACGAGGCCGACCCCAGCGGCUUCUUGCAGAUCUCGGAGGGGCUGAUCGUGCGCGUGGCGUCGAGCGGCGACGAGUGGGCCCGCGUCUGCGAGCAGUCGCGGCCGCCGGCCGAGCUCGGCCUGGACCUCGACAUGGAGCCCCUGCACGCGGCCAUCCACCAGCUCGACUUCGUGCAGAUGAAAGCGCCGCCGGCCCCCGCGCUGGAGCUGUCCUCCGAGUGCUGCACGGAGGGCAACGCCGCGACACUGUGCUGGGCGCCGGCGCCGCGCACGCCCGUCCGCGUCGACGGCUUCAUCCUGGAGCUCGACGACGGCAGCGGAGGGGCCUUCCGGGAGGUGUACGAGGGCACGGAGGUCAUGUGCACGCUCGAUGGGCUGCACUUCAGCAGCACGUACCGCGCGCGUGUCAAGGCCUACAACCACGCGGGCGUCGGGCCCUACAGCAAGACCGUGCUGCUGCAGACUUCGCCCGGUGAGCCGGCGGUGAAACUAUUGUAA
Lethenteron reissneri (Far Eastern brook lamprey) is the source of this 3996-nucleotide messenger RNA. RefSeq names its product E3 ubiquitin-protein ligase TRIM9-like. Lineage: Eukaryota; Metazoa; Chordata; Hyperoartia; Petromyzontiformes; Petromyzontidae. Gene Ontology annotation, cellular component: cytoplasm. The record is from RefSeq and is a predicted model, not a curated record. Gene Ontology annotation, molecular function: zinc ion binding; protein binding.